CAGCUGAUCGUGACGUCACUUGCCAACAUGGCGGACUGGAACGGAGGCCAUGGAUCUGUGGAAGACAUGCUGGAUGCUGAGAAUAAACGUCUGGCUGAGAACCUGGCCACCAAAGUCUCCAGGCUGAAAUCUCUGGCGUAUGAUAUUGACAGAGAGGCGGAAGAUCAGAAUGAGUAUUUGGACGGCAUGGACUCAAACUUCUUGAGUGCGACGGGCCUGCUGAGCGGCAGCGUCAAGCGUUUCUCCACUCUGAUUCGCUCCAGUCGCGACAACCGCCGCAUCCUCUGCUACGUCUCAGUGGGCCUGGUGCUGCUCUUCUUUUUGCUCUACUACCUGGUCUCCAGAAUACAGCGUUGAUGCCCUAGGCUGUAUUAACCAGCAUCAUCCUACCCCUGAUGCAGAACUGAGCCAGAAGCUGAAAUCUGGAACAUCAUGUCUGACAGAUUUUGCUCAAAGACAAAAGGAAAGGGAUGGAAAGCAAGGCGUUGAUGUGACCAGUAGGUGGCGUCAGAGCAGCUUGGAACCAAAGGCUGUUUAACACUUUGCAGUAUCAUCCUUCCUUGCAAUAUAGAUAUAGAAUAAAGUGCAUCACAAGAGCUCAAUGGAAUAAUAUCAGGAUAAUAUCAAGAAAAGGCUAACAUAUUACAUUUAAUUAAGCCUCAGCUACUGAGACUGUGUUAGUUCAAGAAAGGACUUCUCCUAAGGUGAUACUUGAUCACACUACUAUGUAACUCCAAAUUUGACUUUGGUGUUGAGUAGAAGUAACAAAUGUUUGGAAGAAUUUUUUUUUUUUUAUCAAAUUGGGGUUAAGUAAAUGUUUUGAGUUACGUAAAUGAAUUGGACCUACAUAUCUAACAAAGAAACACUGUCAUUAGCGUGUAGCUAGGUUACCAUACACAAAAGUUGAACUGCAAUUGGCAGAAGACUGUUAUUGGUACAUAUUUAUGUUUUGGUCUUGUUAUUAAUGUUUUCUUGUUCUGUUCUUCUAAAUUGUAUUUUAACAUUGUCCUUCCUGACCAAUAUUUAGUGUGAGUAUUUCCAGGAAAGAAUUAUAAAUUAAAUUCUGCUUUAGGUUAACUUACUUUAUACCAUUAUUUUUUACGCAUGCAAUAAAUUGUUUUAAUUACUGA
Molecule: messenger RNA, 1130 nt
Organism: Dunckerocampus dactyliophorus (ringed pipefish)
Lineage: Eukaryota; Metazoa; Chordata; Actinopteri; Syngnathiformes; Syngnathidae
Gene: bet1l
Product: Bet1 golgi vesicular membrane trafficking protein-like
Exons: 4
Coding region: 28-357 (109 amino acids)
Biological process (GO): regulation of retrograde vesicle-mediated transport, Golgi to ER; retrograde transport, endosome to Golgi
Cellular component (GO): SNARE complex; Golgi trans cisterna
Molecular function (GO): SNAP receptor activity
Source: RefSeq, a predicted model, not a curated record